Molecule: messenger RNA, 1221 nt
Organism: Microthlaspi erraticum
Lineage: Eukaryota; Viridiplantae; Streptophyta; Magnoliopsida; Brassicales; Brassicaceae
Source: the annotation of a GenBank genome assembly
AUGGAAGAGGAGGAGUCAGAGGAAGAAGAGGAUGAGCUCCCCAUGUACCAAGAGCAUUAUGAUGCUCUCUUCUCCAUGGACUUUGUGGAGACCAAGUAUCCACAUGAUGACACAAUGAGGGCUCUUGGGAUCUUUGAUGAUGUGGAGCUGGUCCCCAAAAACAUGUGCUUGGCCAAGUUUUUCUCUUACCGCUUGGAGUCAUACAAGGAGCUCACUUGUGAGUUCUUGGCAUCAAUGAGGUUCCACAAGUACAGGCAGCUCGAUCGAGCUGAGUUGGAUCAAGGUUGGGGAUGGAUCACGUUCUUGGCAAGAGGAGAAAGGAAGGCAGUAACCUUCAGACAGUUGGAGAUCCUUUUCGGUUUCACUUAUGGGAGGGAACCCAUUGGGAUAUCAAGGAGGAUGAGCUACAAAGGGGUUUGGGCUACAAUCGCUGAUGGAGUAUACUCUUCCUCACGGUCUAAGGUAGCUCAAAUCAGGAGCCCAGUGUUGAGAUAUGUGCACAAGGCUCUCGCCAACACCUUCUAUGCAAGAAAGGCGACUGGGACAAUAAAUGAGGGAGAAGUGAAGCUCCUUGACAUGGGAAUCAAGCCCAUCAUCUCACGCACCAAGGAUGGGAAGAAGAUCAGGGGAGAUAGAAUCCAUGCGGGGAACCUCAUGCCUCUCAUUGCCCAGCUACUCUCCUACAAGACAACCGCCUAUAGCACUCGGUUUCAAACGGGAAGGAAGCUUAGUGUUGGAGGAGUCAUCACGCCUAUCCUCUGUGCAGCUGGAGUCCAUUUGGAAAAGAGAAGGUCUACUCCAGCAGGGUGGAUGGAUAUUAAGUUUUGCAAGACCAAUCUCUUCAUUGAACACAAGGAGUUGGAUGGGAGGUUCCAAUUCAAAUUCACUCACCCUUUGGCUGGCCCCUCCAAGCUUCUUCUACCCAACCCUGAGCUCACCACGGUUCUAGGAGCUUUCGUCUGGAGGUGGUUUCAUGUCAUUCGGACCAGCGGUUCAGAAGAUACGACGAUAUUGGUUGGACUCGACCCACCAGCUCGACCGGCCAGUUUCCAACUCGAUCGAGCUGCUUUUCCAGGAGUCAAAGCGAUUCUCCACAUGGAAGUGAUGGAAAUCGUUGGAAAAGGUCCACUAAGAGCUCCAAUAACUCUUGCUCUCGAAAUGGAGUUCAUAGGGGUUGGAUGGAUUAGUUUGAGCAAUGAUCCUAUGGCCUCCAAGGCUUGA